Messenger RNA from Metarhizium acridum CQMa 102, 5052 nucleotides. RefSeq names its product Clathrin heavy chain. Gene Ontology annotation, biological process: Golgi to endosome transport; intracellular protein transport; receptor-mediated endocytosis. Gene Ontology annotation, molecular function: structural molecule activity; clathrin light chain binding. The record is from RefSeq and is a predicted model, not a curated record. Gene Ontology annotation, cellular component: clathrin complex; actin cortical patch; clathrin coat of trans-Golgi network vesicle. Lineage: Eukaryota; Fungi; Ascomycota; Sordariomycetes; Hypocreales; Clavicipitaceae.
AUGGCGCCUCUGCCCAUCAAGUUUCAGGAGUUGGUCCAACUCGCCAACGUUGGAGUGGACACGCAAUCAAUCGGCUUCAACUCCUGCACACUCGAAUCCGAUUCAUAUGUGUGUAUCCGUGAGAAGAAGACCGAGUCCGCUCAGUCAGAGGUCGUUAUUGUUGAGCUCAAAAAUGGCAACAACGUGACGCGAAGGCCGAUCAAGGCCGACAGUGCCAUCAUGCACUGGAAUAGACAGAUCAUCGCCUUGAGGGCCCAAUCACGGACGUUGCAGAUUUUUGACUUGGAGCAAAAGAAAAAAUUAAAGUCAUGCACCAUGAACGAGGAUGUGCAGUUUUGGAAGUGGAUCAGCGAGUCUACUCUGGGUCUCGUCACGACCACCAGUGUUUACCAUUGGGACGUCUACGACGCCGCACAAGAUGCGCCUUCCAAGGUCUUUGAGCGAAACGCCAACCUUAAUGGCUGCCAAAUCAUCAAUUACCGUGCUAACGAGGACGGCAAAUGGAUGGUGGUGGUCGGUAUUUCAUCCCAGCAGGGCCGUGUUGUCGGUGCCAUGCAGCUGUACUCCAAGGAUCGUGGCAUCAGCCAGGCCAUUGAGGGUCAUGCCGCAUCAUUCGGGUCACUACGCCUUGAAGGCGCUCCUCAAGACACAAAGCUCUUCAGUUUCGCCGUUCGGACCGCCACCGGUGCCAAGUUGCACGUUGUCGAGGUCGAUCAUGCCGAAUCCAACCCAGUCUUUCAGAAGAAGGCUGUUGAGAUCUUCUUCCCUCCCGAGGCAACCAAUGACUUCCCUGUGGCCCUGCAGAUUUCUCAGAAAUACGGUGUCAUCUUCAUGGUCACCAAGUAUGGCUUCAUACAUUUGUACGACCUUGAGACCGGUACUUUGAUCUUCAUGAACCGAAUUUCCAGCGACACAAUCUUCACUAGCUGCGCCGACGACGAGUCAUCCGGUCUUGUGGGCAUCAAUCGUAAGGGCCAGGUCCUUUUCGUCACCGUUGAUGAAACCACAGUCAUCCCUUACCUUCUCGAGAACCCCGCCAAUACUGAGAUUGCCAUCAAACUGGCCUCACGGGCUGGACUGCCUGGCGCGGACAACCUUUAUGCCAGGCAGUUCGACCAGCUGUUCAACUCUGGAAGUUACCUGGAGGCUGCCAAGAUUGCCGCCAACUCCCCACGUGGCUUCCUCCGCACCCCCGAGACGAUUGAGAAGUUCAAGCGGCUCCCCGCCCAGCCUGGCCAGAUGGCAUUCACUCUCCAGUACUUUGGUAUGCUUCUCGACAAGGGUGGCCUGAACAGACAUGAAACCCUUGAGCUCGCCCAGCCUGUUCUGCAACAGAACCGAAAACACUUACUCGAAAAGUGGCUCAAGGAAGGCAAGCUGGACUGCUCCGAACAACUCGGCGAUAUGGUUCGACCUUACGAUGUCAAUAUGGCAUUGACUGUCUACCUCAAGGCGAACGUGCCUCACAAAGUGGUCGCCGGCUUUGCAGAAACCGGCCAGUUCGACAAGAUUCUGCCUUAUACCGCUCAAACUGGCUACCAGCCCGACUACAUCCAGCUCUUGCAGCACAUCAUCCGCAGCAAUCCUGAGAAGGGCGCUGAAUUUGCUACCGCUCUGGCAAACAAUGAGCAAGGCUCGUUGGUUGACUUGGAGCGUGUUUGCGACAUCUUCCAGGGCCAGGGCAUGAUCCAACAGGCCACGGCCUUCCUUCUGGAUGCUUUGAAGGACAACAAGCCUGAGCAUGCUCGCCUCCAGACCAGACUCUUGGAGAUGAACUUGAUGAAUGCCCCCCAAGUUGCCGAGGCUAUCCUCGGCAACGAUAUGUUCACUCAUUUUGACAAGGGCCGCAUCGCCAACCUCUGCGAGCAGGCCGGUCUCCCUCAAAAGGCACUCGAGCUGUAUGAGGACCCCGAGGCUAUCAAGCGCGUCAUUGUCAACAUUCCCGGCACCACCAACUUUAAUCCCGAAUGGUUUAGCAACUUCUUUAGCAAGCUUUCUGUUGAGCAAUCGCUUGACUGUCUCGAUGCUAUGAUGAAACACAACAUUCGCCAGAAUCUUCAGUCUGUUGUCAACAUUGCAACCAAGUACUCUGAGCUUCUUGGUCCUGUUCGCCUGAUUGACUUGUUCGAGAAGUACAAGACUGCAGAGGGUCUCUUCUACUACCUUGGCAGCAUUGUCAAUCUCUCCGAGGACCCCGAUGUCCACUUCAAGUACAUCGAGGCCGCAACAAAGUCCAACCAGUUGAAUGAGGUUGAGCGAAUUUGUCGUGACAGCAAUUACUACAACCCUGAAAAGGUCAAAAACUUUUUGAAGGAAGCCAGACUGCCAGAACAGCUUCCCCUCAUCAUUGUUUGCGACCGUUUCAACUUCGUCCACGAUUUAAUUCUAUAUCUGUAUCAGAACCAGCAGUUCCAGGCCAUUGAAUCCUAUGUCCAGCGUGUUAACCCCAGCAGAACUCCCGCCGUAGUUGGUGGUCUGCUCGACGUCGAUUGUGAUGAGAAUAUUAUUAAGCAGCUACUCGGCACCGUCAAUGCUCAGCAGAUCAAUAUUGAUGAGCUAGUGUCUGAAGUAGAGUCGCGCAACCGAUUGAAGCUCCUUUUGCCCUUCCUUGAGGCUACCCUCCAGACUGGUAACCAGCAGCAGGCUGUCUAUAAUGCCCUGGCUAAGAUUUAUAUUGACUCGAACAACAACCCCGAGAAGUUCCUCAAGGAGAACGACCAAUACGAUACACUCACAGUUGGUAAAUACUGCGAGAAGCGCGACCCCAACUUGGCAUACAUUGCCUACUCCAAGGGUCAAAAUGAUCUAGAAUUGGUCAACAUCACCAACGAGAACUCCAUGUACCGUGCCCAAGCCCGCUACCUCUUGGAACGAUCAGAUAGCGAGCUGUGGAACUUUGUCCUCAGCGAGAACAACAUCCACCGUCGGUCUGUCGUUGAUCAGGUCACUGCCACUGCUGUUCCCGAGUCGACAGAUCCUGCCAAGGUGUCUGUUGCUGUCGCCUCCUUCCUUGAGAACGACCUUCCGCUUGAGCUCAUUGAGCUUCUUGAGAAGAUUGUGCUUGAACCAUCUCCCUUCAGCGACAACCAGAACCUGCAGAACCUCCUUCUGUUCACCGCUGCCAAAGCUGACAAAGGUCGUGUUAUGGACUACAUUCACAAACUUGACAGUUACAAUGCCGACGACAUUGCCGCGUCGUGUAUCGAUGUCGGUCUGUUCGAAGAAGCCUUUGAGAUUUACAAAAAGGCCGACAACAAGUCUGCUGCUGUCGAUGUUCUCGUUGAACAUGUUGUCAGCAUCGACCGAUCCCAGGCUUACGCUGAGGAAGUUGACAUUCCCGAGGUCUGGAGCAAGGUUGCCAAGGCUCAGCUUGAUGGACUCCGUGUACCCGAUGCUAUCGAGUCUUACAUCAAGGCUGACGACCCCAGAAACCAUGCUGAAGUCAUUGAAAUCGCCACCCACGCUGGCAAAAACGAGGAACUUGUCAAGUAUCUCCGCAUGGCGCGCAAGACUCUUCGAGAACCUGCCAUUGACACCGCUCUUGCUUUCUGCUAUGCUCGUCUUGAUCAGCUCUCCGAGCUUGAAGACUUCCUCCGGGCCACCAAUGUUGCCAACAUCGAGGAGUCUGGUGAUAAGGCAUACGAGGAGGGUUUGUUUGAGGCCUCCAAGAUCUUUUACAGCAGUAUCUCCAACUGGGCCAAGCUUGCGACCACUCUCGUCCACCUUGGAGACUAUCAGGCCGCUGUGGACUGCGCUCGUAAGGCUAACAACAUCAAGGUCUGGAAGCAGGUGCAUGAGGCAUGCGUUCAGAAGAAGGAAUUCCGCCUCGCCCAAAUUUGUGGUCUCAACUUGAUUGUGGAUGCUGAACAGUUACAGACUCUCGUGAAGGAGUAUGAGCGCAAUGGCUACUUCGAUGAACUCAUCAGCCUUCUUGAGCAAGGUCUUGGCCUUGAGCGUGCUCACAUGGGCAUGUUUACAGAACUUGGCAUUGCUCUGUCCAAGUACCACCCGGAACGUCUGAUGGAGCACAUCAAGAUCUUCUGGUCAAGAAUGAACAUGCCCAAGAUGAUCCGAGCGUGUGAGGAAGCCAACUUGUGGCCUGAGCUGGUUUUUUGCUACUAUCACUACGACGAGUUCGACAACGCCGCCUUGGCUGUUAUUGAGCGACCCGAGAACUCUUGGGACCACCAGCAGUUCAAGGAGAUCGUAGUCAAGGUGAACAAUCUCGAAAUCUACUACCGGGCUAUCAAGUUUUACGUAGAGCAACAUCCUUCAUUGCUGACCGACCUCCUGGCUGCCUUGACUGCUCGUAUCGACGUCAACCGCGUCGUCAAGAUAUUCCAGAAGAACGACAGUCUGCCUCUGAUCAAGCCAUUUUUGCUCAACGUCCAGUCACAGAACAAACGCACCGUCAAUGAGGCUGUGAAUGACCUACUCAUCGAGGAAGAGGACUACAAGACUCUGAGAGACUCGGUACAGAACUACGACAACUACGAUGCUGUCGAGCUGGCUGGCCGUCUUGAGAAGCACGACCUCAUCUUCUUCCGUCAGAUCGCCGCCAAUGUUUACCGCAAGAACAAGCGCUGGGAGAAGUCUAUUGCCUUGUCUAAGCAGGACAAGCUUUUCAAGGAUGCUAUCGAGACUGCUGCUAUUUCUGGCAAGGAGGAUAUUGUUAACGAUCUUUUGCGAUACUUUGUCGACAUUGGUCACCGCGAGUGCUACACAGGCAUGCUCUAUGCUUGUAAUGAACUCAUUCGACCUGAUCUUGUAUUGGAGCUGUCAUGGCGCCACGGCCUUCAUGACUUCACCAUGCCAUAUAUGAUCAACUUGUUGGCUCAACAGACUAAAGAGAUUGCGUUAUUAAAGGCUGACAAUGAGGCUCGCAAGGCCAAGGAGAAGGAACAAGAGAAGACUGAAGAUAACACGCCCAUUCUUGGCGCUGGCCGCCUCAUGAUCACCGCUGGACCUGGCGGCAACAUGGGCAGCCCUUCCCCCGCACCAUACCAGCAGCCAAACGGCUUUGCGCCGCAACCCACCGGCUACGGAUACUAG